Messenger RNA from Aspergillus ochraceoroseus IBT 24754, 2039 nucleotides. Its product is annotated as putative MFS multidrug transporter. The record is from RefSeq and is a predicted model, not a curated record. Gene Ontology annotation, cellular component: fungal-type vacuole membrane. Gene Ontology annotation, molecular function: basic amino acid transmembrane transporter activity. Bases 174 to 1805 code for a protein of 543 amino acids. Gene Ontology annotation, biological process: transmembrane transport; basic amino acid transport. The transcript has 6 exons. Lineage: Eukaryota; Fungi; Ascomycota; Eurotiomycetes; Eurotiales; Aspergillaceae.
GACUCGGAGAGUGGCUGCGGAGCCUCCCGCUUCCAAGAUGUUGAUGAAGCCAAUCAGAGAGCCGAGAUUCGUUUUCGCGGGGAUUCUUAUCAUCACAUAAGCGGGAAGCAAUUAUGGAUUAAUCAUAUUUUUUUUUCUUAAACUGCCGUUCUCCUGGAUUGUGGCCGGGCAGCAUGUCUCCAGAUCGAACUCCAGAAGAAACAUCCCCGUUGCUAGGGCCUCAAAGCAACGGGAAUGCAUCCUACUCCUCCAUAGCCCAACCUGGCUCCGAGGCCGAUCCAGCAUUAGCGGAGCUGGGAAGUUCCUCAAGCCAUAACCUCGCAUAUAUUAUUCUCGCCGUUUCAAUUGGCGUGUUCCUGUCCGCCGCUGAUCAGACAAUUAUCGUCGCUAGCUAUGGAAAAAUUGGCAGUGACCUUGAAGCGCUGAAUUUAACUAGCUGGGUUGCUACAUCCUACUUCUUGACCUUGACCUCUUUUCAGCCGCUAUAUGGCAAACUCAGUGAUAUCUUUGGCCGGAAGGCGUGUUUACUAUUUGCCUAUGUUGUUUUCGGUACGGGAUGCUUGUUUUGUGGUCUUGCGCAGAACAUCCACCAGCUCAUUGCUGCUCGUGCAUUCCAAGGUAUUGGAGGAGGUGGCAUGACUACAGUUGUGAGCAUCCUGAUGAGUGAUAUUAUUCCCCUUCGCGAAAGAGGUGUUUGGCAAGGCAUCAUCAAUAUUAUAUGGGCAUCCGGUUCAAGUAUCGGUGCACCUUUGGGCGGGAUUUUAGCUGACUAUAUCGGCUGGAGAUGGUCAUUUAUUGGCCAAUUUCCGCUAUGCAUUCUCGCUUUCCUCGCCGUGACGGUAUUGCUGGACCUACCAGUUCGAGAGACCAGUCACUGGAAGACCAAGCUCCGCCGUGUUGACUUCCCCGGGGCCAUUGUGCUCAUAGGGGCGACCGUCUGCUUUCUAAUUGGUCUUGAUAGAGGCAGCAAUGUCUCCUGGACAAUCCCGUUGACCGUAGUCUCACUCAGCGUUUCUGCCGGUCUCUUUGUGCUAUUCGUUGUCGUUGAAAUGUACUAUGCCAGCGAGCCCUUUGCUCCAGGCCAUAUUAUCUUCGAUCGAGCGUUUUUCCCCAGCUAUCUAUGCAACUUUUUCAGUCUGGGAGGUUGGCUCGCUGGAAUUUUCUACCUUCCGCUCUACUUCCAGGCGGUGGAUGGAGUGUCCGCUACCGCAGCGGGCAUACGUCUCCUGCCCUGCAUUGUCUCCAGCGUCUCUGGAUCCUUAUUUGCAGGGUUUGUCAUGAAAUGGACCGGAAGGUUCUACUGGAUGACGCUGAUUGCAUACCUCUGUCUCGUUUUUGGGCUCACCACUGUCUUCCUUUUCUCUGGGGGCGUGACGGAGAGUUUGAUUCCAAUGAUUCUCGGGACGAUGGUUUCUGCUUUUACAGUCGGCGUUGGCGGCACAACAACGCUGAUUAGCCUGAUUUCAAACGCAACCCCCGAGGACCAGGCCGUCGUCACCGCCUGCUCAUAUCUCUUCCGGUCCCUUGGUUCUGUCAUUUACAUCUCCCUGUCUUCCACUGUGGUGCAACAGCUUCUACGUUGGCGUCUGAGAUCGGCUUUGCACGACAGCAAGGAUGUUGACAGCAUUGUUGAUGGAGUUCGACAGAGUCUUGACUUUAUCAAGACCCUGGACCCCGCCGUCGCAAGAGUCGUUCGAGAAUGCUAUGGCUGGGCGACAAAUAAGGGUUUCGCCUUUUUGAUAGGGGUUGUCUCCUUCGCCUUUGUCAGCAGCAUAUUUAUUCGAGAACGGAGUCUCUCGCGGUGAAUGAUAUACAACAUGGACAAGUAUGGUAUAUGAAAUGAUGUUAGAGGGAAUAAAUAUUCCUUCCUUUACGAUUUCCUUCCAAAAAAAAGAUGGGACUGUGUUCAAGAUACUUUCGACGGUUGCAACCUAUGUACACUUAGCUUACAGUGUGUGUCAACCAACAACUACACAUAAUAAUGAAUUUGCGCCACUAGUUCUAUCUAGAAUUGGUUACUGAUCUACUCCAAAUGAAAC